Molecule: messenger RNA, 4300 nt
Organism: Electrophorus electricus (electric eel)
Lineage: Eukaryota; Metazoa; Chordata; Actinopteri; Gymnotiformes; Gymnotidae
Gene: pipox
Product: pipecolic acid oxidase
Cellular component (GO): peroxisome
Molecular function (GO): flavin adenine dinucleotide binding; L-pipecolate oxidase activity; sarcosine oxidase activity
Source: RefSeq, a predicted model, not a curated record
CACGGCUGGGCCGAAGUUUGUCUACAUUCUGAAACAUGUCAUCUGAGGUGUAUGACUGCAUUGUUAUAGGAGCCGGGAUCCAGGGGUCCUGUACCGCCUACCAUCUUGCCAAAAAUAAUAAGACAACUCUACUGCUGGAGCAGUUCGUGCUGCCGCACUCCCGCGGGAGCUCCCACGGCCAGACACGGAUCAUACGGAAAGCCUACGAGCAAGACUUCUACACACACAUGAUGGAAGAGAGCUAUGAGCUGUGGGCCCAGCUGGAGAAAGAGGCAGGGAUAAGGCUCUUCAGCCGCACAGGCUUGCUGGUGAUGGGUCCAGAAGACGGGAAGAACUUCCAGCUCAUUAAGAGCUCACUGCAGAGGAACAAGGUGCCCUCCGUGGAGCUACAAAGGCACAGGUUCAGCCAGCACAUCCCCAACGUGAACCUGGCGGCUGGAGACGGUGCACUGGUGGACAGCACAGCCGGAGUCCUGUACGCGGACCGAGCAGUCAGAGCGGCUCAGAUGAUUUUCCAGGCACGUGGCGGCAUAAUUAAAGAUGGACAGAAAGUAGUUCAUAUCCAGCCAGGUGCUGUGGUCACCGUGACAACUGGGUCUGACAUGUACAAAGCAAGGAGCGUGGUGAUCACAGCUGGCCCCUGGGCCAGCACUCUGCUCUCCCUCACCGGGCUGGAGCUACCACUGCGGGUGGUCAAGAUAAAUGUGUGCUACUGGAAGGAGAAGGUUCCGGGCUCCUACAGCAUCAGAAAUCGCUUCCCCUGCUUCAUUCAGCUGGAGCCCAAGGAGGCGGAGCACGACAUCUAUGGCCUCCCAUCCAACGAGUAUCCAGGACUGAUGAAGGUGUGCUACCAUAUGGGCAGUGAGACGGAUCCGGAUGAGAGAGACGGACGGAUGGACAGGGCAGACGUGGAUGCCGUGGGCUGCUACAUCCGCCGCUGUUUCCCCGGGCUGGUGCCAGUGCCUGCUGUGGUUGAGAGCUGCCUGUACACGAUCACACCUGACCGCCACUUUGUCCUGGAUCGCCACCCCGCGUACAGUAACAUCGUGAUCGGAGCUGGAUUCUCAGGGCAUGGCUUCAAGUUCAGCCCUGUUGUCGGGAAGGUGCUGUGUGAGCUGAGCAUGGGGCAGGUGCCCAGCUACGACCUCUCACCUUUCAGCAUCCGACGUUUCCAGGGUCACCGUAGAUCUGCUCUAUGAGGCCGGAAUACUGAAAUUUAUCCUCUAUGUGAAUGUGAAUGCCUGCUGCACUGUAUCAAUAAGAAGAAAUGACAACUAAUGACAAAACAAAAAAGGUUGAUUUGCCAAAAUGUCACCCUAAGGUCACACUCCUCCUUAUUAUUGAGUUCAGGUGUUUCAGCCACACCCAUUGCUGACAGAUCUUAUGACCCAUUUAUCACAGCUUCUUGCUCUGCUGUUUUUAACCACUUUGAAUGUUUCUCUUUUAAAUGAGAUCAUUGGUUAUAUGAAGUCAGUGUGUCCCACAGAUGUUGCCUGCCCUCACUUUUUUAAAGAGCUUUUUGAGUCUAAUGGGCCAGUCAUUGAAACUAUUUGGAGCACCAACCAUGCCUCAGGUGUUGUACCACCAAAUUUCUGAUAUGCUGUAAUUCAACCACUAAUUAAAAAAACCCAAAACAUUUUACUUAGCUCGGUUCUUUCAAAUUUUAGGCCAAUUUCUAAACUCCCUAAAAAUGUGUAUUUACAGAAUUGCAAUAAUUUUUAGACCAUUAUGUUAUUCUCCAGGUAUUCCCGUUUGGUUUUAAAGCCCUUCACAGCACUGAAGCCAUACUUUUAAAAUAUUUUAAUGAUCUUUUGUUAGUUACUGACUCCAGGGAUUCUUAUGCUCUUAGAGCUCAUUGCUGCUUUUGACACAGUAGAACACAGUAUCCUCAUCUCUGACUUGGAGCUCUGUGUCAGCAGAGAUACUGCAUGGUUCAGAUCCUACUUGUCUGACAGAAGUUUUUCUGUCUGCCUAUGUGAUUUUAUAUCCUCCCCAGCACCUCUAUCAUGUGGAGUCCCCCAGGGUUCUUUUCUGGGACCUAUCCUAUUUUCUCUCUGGUCCAUCCUUAGAAAAUAUGGUAUUCCAUUUCAUUGUUAUGCAGACGACAUCCACAUUUAUCUGCCUCUGAAAUGGAAAGAUAAUAAUUCUUUAAAACUAUUGUUGAACUGCCUCGAGGACAUAAAAGCCCAGAUGGCCUUGGGGUUUAAAAAAAAAAUUUUUUUUGGAAUGAAAAUAAUACUGAACUUCUGAAUGAUACUGAACUUCUGAAUAAUACUGAACUUCUGAUGCCUGUUUGCUGAAACCUGACUUCAAACAAUAUUUGUGUGAGAUAAUAGGUAAUAAUUCUAAAUUGGAUAAACAGAUAAACUCAGUGAUCAAAUCUAGCUUUUUUUCAAUAGGGGCUUUUAUCUAAGGUUAAGCCCUUUUUUAUCAUUUAAUGAAAGAAUUAUAUGUGCUUUUAUCUCAUCCUGUCUUCAUUACUGUAAAGCCUUUUAUGCUGGUAUUAGUCAGGCCUUCCUCUCACACGUACAUUUGGGCCAGGAUGCUGCAGUUUGUGAAGACAUUUCACCCAUACUGGCCUCCCUUCCCAAGCUCCCGGUUCAUUUUAGGAUUAAGUUCAAGAUUUUAUUUGCCUACAGAUCCUUAAAUGGGUUCGUGCCAACCUAUCUGUGACCUAUUAACCCCGCACCCUCCACAAAGAGCACUCAGGUCCACUGACCAUCUCUUUUUGGUUAUCCCUGUAUCAAGGUUGAAGCACAGGGACGUCUGUGCUUGUAACGCCCACACUCUGAAAGUAGCUGCCUUUGCAUGUUGAUUGGACCCGAUGCUGUCUGCUCUUAAAUCUCGUCUCGUCUCGUCAGCUCAUUAUGAGAGCGGCUUUUCAGUCGUGUUACUGUCUUGGUCCUGUUAUGUUAUUUUCUUCCCUUUACAUUUUUGUCCUUCAUCGUUAUUUAUUGUUCAUCACCAUCGUCUUUUCUGUGUCUUGUUGUGAUUAUGGUUUGAUAAUUUGAUUGUACAGCACUUUGAUCAACCCCCGUUGUGUUAAUGUAUUUUAUAAAUACAUAAAUGAACGAAGAACAUGAACUUCAUCUCCAGACUGUGGCAGUAGAAUGGGUCACUCUAUGCUGUUUGAUUUUUUUUUUUUUCCCAUAUAGCGGGUCACCUUUUGCCACAAGUCAGUCUGUGAAAUUUAUACCCUGCUAGUUCCAGUCAGCAGUAAACGCUGUUAUUUCUGUUGUGAAAUGGAAGUGUGACAAGCAGCAGCCAAGAACACUCCACCACAGAACAGGCGUGCUGUGAGCACGUCACGCUUAAGACAUCGCCUGUGCUCUGCUGCAUCAUUCACUACCUGCUGCUAGAAGCAAAGAGAACAGGAACUGUACAUCAGGAGCUUAAUGAAAGGCAUUUCUAUAGCUGAGCAGUGGUGUAAAGCACCUCAUUUAAACGCUAAUUACCAGAACGCACAGAGCCGACAGUAAAGUUUGGUGAAGGAUAAUGGAGUGGGAAAGUUAUCAGGGUCCAGGCUUGGGCCGGUGAAGGGUAAUGGCAUUGCUACAGCACACAAAGACAUUUUAGACAAUUAUAUGCUUCCAACCUUGCAGCAAUCAUUCGGGGAAGGCUCUCUGUUCAUGUGACUGUGACCGUGAUCACAAGGCAAAGUUUGACAAGUUUGGUGCGGAGGAACUCCAGUGGGCUGCAGAACCCUCAUCUCAAUCCCGUCAGACUCCUGUGGUAUAAUUUGAAACAUGGAUUGCCAGCAAGGCCUCCCAGCAGCUGUCACACCUCACAAAUAACGGCACCUUCGACCGAAUGGGUAUAAAUACCUACAGGAAGACCUUGUGGUUGCCAGACUUCCCAGAAGAGUGGAGGCUGUUAUAGCCAUAAAAGGGGGCAAAGACUCCGUAUUAAUGCUCAAUGUUAGAAUGAGAUGUCCAACAACCUCAUAUAGGCAUGAAGGUCGGGUGUCCACAUACUUUUGGCUAUAUGGUGCAUUAUAUGAUUUUAUUACUUUUUGGUUUUUGUUUGUCUUUAACAUGUUAAAUUGCUGCAGGAAACUAAAGAACUUCUUUUUUUUUUUUUUUUUGCUUAUAAACAUGAUGAGAAAGUAACAAUCAAAUAAAUACAUGCAUACGGUGCAUAGAAUUUCAAAUAAAAUUAAAAUUGAAAUUAAAAUUAUGGAGAUUACUAUUGUUAUAAGUUAUACUGGAACAUCGGGUACACCAGUAGUUGUUUGUUUCUGCACCCAUCUCUCAGUUCUUCAGCAGAGGGGUCCAAUCUUGACAAGAUCACCUGGAGCGGG